Messenger RNA from Poecilia reticulata (guppy), 795 nucleotides. NCBI's taxonomy places the organism in Eukaryota, Metazoa, Chordata, Actinopteri, Cyprinodontiformes, Poeciliidae. The record is from RefSeq and is a predicted model, not a curated record.
UGACCUUCAUCUCGUUCUGUUUGCAGAGUGCCUACCCCCGUUGAGCGAAGCCCUACCUGCAUAUUAGUCAUCUCCAACCAACUCGGCGGUGGUGCCAUGCCUUCGUGUAAGCCAGACGGAGUUCUGGCACAGUCCAGGCGAACCAUCCUUGGCUUCUACUUCYUCUCAUCUCCCCUGUGUCUGUUGCUGCCUUUGAUUAUCCUCCUAACCAGGCCGUGGGGCAGCUUGUGUGAAGCACUAGCUCCGCCGAAGUUCACCAAAAUUCCCACUGACCAGAUCGGGGUGUCAGGGGGUGUGGCAUCAUUUGUGUGCCAGGCCACUGGCAACCCCAAGCCAGUCGUCUACUGGAACAAGAAGGGCAAGAAGGUCAACUCCCAGCGUAUCGAGACGAUAGAGUUUGACGGGGGCGCUGGAGCCGUGCUGAGGAUCCAGCCUCUCAGAGCUCCUCGGGACGAGAACGUCUACGAGUGUGUGGCGCGCAACAGCCAAGGAAACAACACCACCACUGCAAAGCUGGAUAUCAUCAGAGAGGACGUGCUACCGUCUGGCUUCCCGAGCAUAGACAUGGGCCCCCAGCUGAAGGUGGUGGAGCGGACAAAGACAGCCACCAUGCUCUGUGCUGCCAGCGGCACCCCUGACCCAGAUAUCUCCUGGUUCAAAGACUUCCUCCCCGUCGACCCCAGCCUCAGCCAGGGUCGCAUCAAAAAGCUUCGAUCAGGAUCCAGUAGAGAAGGAGACACGCAGUCAUACUGCGGAAACACAGCUCGAAAAGUCUUCUUUAAAGACGGAAAAUGA